Molecule: messenger RNA, 489 nt
Organism: Trichobilharzia regenti
Lineage: Eukaryota; Metazoa; Platyhelminthes; Trematoda; Strigeidida; Schistosomatidae
Source: the annotation of a GenBank genome assembly
AUGGGUGAUGCUGGACGUUCGAAUUCAAAUAGGUUACUUUUAGAAUACCAUCCGCUUAUUACAGUGCACGACAGCAGGGAUGGCAGCGACGAUCUCUGUGCCGAGAAGAAAUUCAACGCUAUGUUUUUCAAAUUAUUGGAACUUUUCCUUGAAGAACUGUUGAACAUCUUACAAAAACUGUGUGAGAUAAUCGUCAAAGAUGAUGUGAAGAACUCACUGAAGAUUAUGCUCACGCAAGCAAGAACCCUGCAAAGAAUGGCUACCACUCUUCAUUACGAAUCUGAAGUCGGCAGCUACCUGAAUCAAUCAAUCCCCUUACUGGAGAAAAUCGAGAAAGAAGUGAAACAGAGCCAAACUUUCACUGAGGAUGUUAAAACUCUACGCAACAAAACGAAGGAUGAACUUGUUUACCUGUUGAAACAAUUGAAAAAAGAGAGUUGUCUAGACCAAUUUCUCGAAUAUUGGCCAGUGUCCAUUUCAUACUUCUAA